AUGAUUGACAGCCAGGACUCCCCGGCGGCUGCCCUCAGUGCCGUUCCCACCGCCUGCGUCUCCAAAGUGGAGCUGCGCGUGUCCUGCAAGGCCCUGCUGGACCGGGACACGCUCAACAAGUCCGACCCCUGCGCCAUCCUCAUGGUGCAGGCGCAGGGGCAGUGGACUGAGCUUGACAGGACCGAGGUAAUCAAGAGCAACCUGCACCCGGUGUUUGCCAAGGUCUUCAGCCUGGACUACUACUUCGAGGAGGUGCAGAAGCUGCGCUUCGAGGUGUACGACAUCCACGGGGCGCACAGCAUCGGCACGCGAGACGAUGACUUCCUGGGGGGCGUGGAGUGCACUCUGGGCCAGAUUGUAGCCCAGAAGAAGAUGGUGAAGCCACUCUUCUUGAAGUAUGGAAAAUAUGCGGGCAAAUCCACAAUAACGGUUCAUGCUGAGGAAAUAUCGGGGAACAACGGCUAUGUUGAGCUUUCCUUCUGUGCCAAAAAGCUGGAUGAUAAGGACCUCUUCAGUAAAUCGGACCCUUUUCUGGAGAUCUACAGGAUCAACGAUGACCGGUCCGAGCAGCUCGUUCACAGGACUGAGGUGGUUAAGAAUAACCUGAACCCCGUGUGGGAGUCCUUUAAAGUAUCCCUCAGCUCCCUGUGCAGCUGUGACGAGGACAGACAGCUGAAGUGCCUGGUCUGGGAUUACGACUCCAGGGGUAAACACGACUUCAUCGGGGAGUUUUAUGCCACCUUCAGAGAAAUGCAAAGAAUCGGAACAGGAAGCAAGGUCUCGUGGGAUUGUGUGAAUCCGAAGUACAAGCUGAAGAAGAGGAACUACAAAAAUUCGGGCGUGGUGAUUCUCAGUGAUCUCAAGCUCCAUCGGGUCUACUCCUUCCUGGACUACAUAAUGGGAGGAUGCCAGAUUCACUUUACAGUGGCCAUUGAUUUCACAGCAUCCAAUGGGGACCCUCGAAACAGCUGCUCCCUGCACUACAUCAACCCCUACCAGGCCAAUGAGUACCUGAAGGCCUUGGUAGCAGUUGGGGAGAUAUGUCAAGAUUACGACAGUGACAAAAGGUUCUCUGCACUUGGAUUUGGAGCAAGAAUUCCACCCAAUUAUGAGGUCUCCCAUGACUUUGCCAUCAAUUUCAACCCAGAUGAUGAUGAAUGUGAAGAAAUCCAGGGCGUGGUAGAAGCAUACCAGAACUGCCUCCCUAAGAUCCAGCUGUACGGCCCCACCAACGUGGCACCCAUCAUCAGCAGGCUGGCCAAGCUGGCUGCAGGGGACGGCACCAUCAAAGACGCCUCACGCUACCACAUCCUGCUGAUCCUGACGGACGGCGUGGUGACGGACAUGGCGGACACGCGCGAGGCCAUCGUGCGCGGCUCCUACCAGCCGCUGUCCAUCAUCAUCGUGGGCGUGGGCAACGCCGACUUCACCGACAUGCAGAUCCUGGACGGGGACGACGGGGUGCUGCGCUCCCCGAAGGGGGAGCCGGUUCUGAGGGACAUCGUGCAGUUCGUUCCCUUCAGAGACUUCAAAACGGCCUCUCCUGCUGCUCUGGCCAAGUGUGUCCUCGCUGAAGUGCCCAAGCAGGUGGUGGAGUAUUACAGCCAUAAGGCUAUCGCCCCCAAAUGCCCCGUCGUCGAUUCACCCACCUCCCCCGCCAACACCCCAGAGUAGAGGAGAUGUACGACUACAAACGGCCUGGCCUGGCUGGUCUCAGCUGUUCGGUGGGUCAAAGAUUUGGGUUUCAAGGACAAUUCAAGAGAAGAGAUUUAAAGUUUACAUUCCAAAGUGAAGCAUUGA
Molecule: messenger RNA, 1800 nt
Organism: Conger conger (European conger)
Lineage: Eukaryota; Metazoa; Chordata; Actinopteri; Anguilliformes; Congridae
Product: copine-7-like
Exons: 15
Coding region: 1-1674 (557 amino acids)
Biological process (GO): cellular response to calcium ion
Cellular component (GO): plasma membrane
Molecular function (GO): calcium-dependent phospholipid binding
Source: RefSeq, a predicted model, not a curated record